Messenger RNA from Macrosteles quadrilineatus (aster leafhopper), 519 nucleotides. Its product is annotated as peptidoglycan-recognition protein 2-like. The coding region runs from base 2 to 460 and encodes 152 amino acids. Lineage: Eukaryota; Metazoa; Arthropoda; Insecta; Hemiptera; Cicadellidae. The record is from RefSeq and is a predicted model, not a curated record. Gene Ontology annotation, biological process: peptidoglycan catabolic process. The transcript has 3 exons. Gene Ontology annotation, molecular function: N-acetylmuramoyl-L-alanine amidase activity; zinc ion binding.
GAUGCCUUUGGAUAUCAUUCCCCGAGCGGACUGGCAGGCUGAGGUGCCUACCAGUAAACUGCCUCUGCUUACCCCAGUGGAGAGUGUGUUACUCACCUACACAAGCACAGAUCCUUGCACCUCCGAGGACGACUGUAAGAAACUGCUCAGGGACAUCCAGAAGAAACAGAUGGAAGAACAGAGUAUGCCAGACAUCCAGUGGAAUUUCAUGAUCGGAGCCAACGGUUCAGUGUUUGAAGGCAGAGGAUGGAACACUAACGCUACCAAGGAGCCCGAACACACACCUCUUGACUUCAAGUCGCUGGACAUAGCAUAUAUAGGCAGAACUAAAGAGAAGGACGUGACGCCAGAGAUGAUUGGAGCGGUGAGCGAGUUGAUCCGUUAUGGAAUCGAAAACAAACAUAUCAACGACACUUUCGACUACGUAGAGAGCAAGGACUACACUAACUUUGUGGCAUAAACUCUACCGAAUGUAUAUUGUUAAUGUUUAAUAUAAAAGUAAAAAUAUUGUAAGCGGAA